AUGCCCAAGAAAGGAGGAAAGGGUAAGAACAAGAACAAGGGCGGCAAGGCUGGCGGUGCCGGUGUUGCCGCGACCAAGAAGGUCACUGAUAUUCAGAACCCCGUGACCCCUGGUCAUGAAGUCGAGGAGACCGUUGCCAAGGGAGAAGGCGAGGUCAGUGAUGUGGUCACAGAACCGGUUGAGGCUGUGACAGCGUCGCCUACGGCCACUGUCCCCGAUGCGAUCACCAAUAUCCCCUCGGCCGCCCCUCCUGCCUCCACUGAAGAGGCCAGAGAAAUCUUGCAGGACGCUGUAAACAAGGCGGAGACCGGUCCGACCGACAAGCCUGAGUUGGUUGAGGGAGAGGCAAUUGGUGCGGUUGAACCGUCCGUGACCGAUGAGCCGCUCAAAUUGACCCCCGAGACUCUGCCCGCCACUACUGGAACGGAAACCUCCCUCCCUGAGCGCCCGAAAGAGACCGUUACAGACACCUCCGAUGUUCAUGCCAAACGGCCAUACGAGAGCAGUCUGACGGCUAAGGACGACGAAUUGCCCCAUAAGAUUGCUAAGGUGGACGAUACAGUUGCGGCUGCGGGUGCAACCUCUGGUCAUGUUGCUGAGACGGGAUCCUUGGCGAGAAAACCGGGAGUUCCCGCUGAGACGGGUAGCGUGCAGCCUCAGAUUGUGCCGGGUCUUGGUGCUGACCCUAAUGAUAAUGUGUCAACCGUCCUGAAUGUCCCCGGUCUCUCUCCCAUAGAGGAGAAGUCUACGGUCCCCUCGGCUGCUGAGGCAUCGGCUGUUCCUGCCCCCAACACCUCCACUGAGCCCAAGGGUGCAGAGGACAUUGCCCCAACGGGCGCUCCUACCUCUGAUGCAAACGCUGAUGCUACUGAGAAGUCCAAAGACUCUGAGAUUUCUAAGGCAGAGGAGGAGACGGUCGCCACCGAACCCAAAGGCGCAGAGGACAUUGCUCCAACGGGAGCCCCUACUUCUGCCGGCAAUGUUGAUGUUGCUGAGCAGCCCAAAGAUACUGAAUUAUCAAAGGCAGAGGAGACAGUCGCAAGCGAGCCUCCCACCACCGCUGCUCCAGCCGUUGCUAGCGAACCGGAGGCUCCGUCUACAGCCGAACUGACAACUGCCGCAGCUCCUUCGGAGGUCACAGGCACAGAGACAGUGUCUCCUUCCGGCGCGACUGCUCCUUCAGCAACCGACUCGACCACCAAGGCCGCAUCUGCAUCUGCCGACACCGGUACUGGCACCGCAACUUCCGCUCCAGCUCCUCCCGCUGAACCGGUUCUUAAGGUUCCCUCCAGCAUUCACGACGGUCCCGACUCGAAGGUUACUUCUGCGAACAAGUCUGCUGCCGACCAAGCCGUGUCCAACGUGGAACAGGAAGCCGAGGGCGCAUCCGCUAACACGCAGGCUCCUGUAACGGAGACCAUCCCUGAAGAGACCAAACCGGCCGCCGAGGUGCAGGAGGGCACUGGAGCAGUCAAGAACCAGGUCCCAGAGAAUCAACCUACUGCUAGGGAGGCACAGGAAGCGGGUGCCGGCGCCGCAAAGCAGCCAGAGGAGAUCCAGAAGCCCGAGGAAGCCAAGACCAAGGAGCCCCGUGCCGUACAGGAUGCUCAGGAGGAAGGUGCUGCUACGGUCAAGAAGCCGGAGGAGCUGAAGCCGGAGGAUAUCAAGAAACCCGAAGAGGCCAAGACGAAGGAACCUCAGGCCGCUCAGGCCGCUCCAGCCGAUGCCACCAGCAAGCCCGAGGGCAAGGAAACAGUGAAGACCGAAGCCGGCAAGGCGCAAGAUCAGGCGCAAGAAAGUGCUAAGGCCGAGGCCGCCAAGCUGGAGAAGCGGAAGAGCGGUUUCUUCGGAUGGUUCAAGCGUAAGCUCAAGGGCGAAAAGGCCUAA
Messenger RNA from Aspergillus oryzae RIB40, 1887 nucleotides. RefSeq lists its product as uncharacterized. The record is from RefSeq and is a predicted model, not a curated record. The transcript is spliced from 3 exons. The coding region runs from base 1 to 1887 and encodes 628 amino acids. Lineage: Eukaryota; Fungi; Ascomycota; Eurotiomycetes; Eurotiales; Aspergillaceae.